Molecule: messenger RNA, 1029 nt
Organism: Malus domestica (apple)
Lineage: Eukaryota; Viridiplantae; Streptophyta; Magnoliopsida; Rosales; Rosaceae
Product: probable ubiquitin-conjugating enzyme E2 18
Source: RefSeq, a predicted model, not a curated record
UUUUUAUUGUCUAGAAAAUUAAAAUAAUUUCUGGAAUUUUCAGAGAAAAUUGAGAGUAAAAGAUAGCCGAGGAAGGAGGGUAGGAAGGAGCACUCGAAUCCGCCGUCGCUGCCGUCCGCCUCUUUCUCUCUCACUUGCUUAGGAAGCGAUGACGAGCUCCUCCGCCACUUCACGCAAGGCCUUAAGCAAGAUCGCCUGCAAUCGGCUGCAGAAAGAGCUGGUGGAGUGGCAGGUGAAUCCUCCGGCAGGUUUCAAGCACAAAGUCACCGAUAAUCUUCAGAGAUGGGUCAUCGAAGUCACCGGAGCGCCGGGAACUCUAUACGCUAACGAAAUUUAUCAGCUCCAAGUCGAUUUCCCCGAGCAUUAUCCCAUGGAAGCACCACAGGUGAUUUUUGUCCCUCCGGCUCCUCUGCAUCCUCACAUUUACAGCAAUGGCCAUAUCUGUUUAGAUAUUCUAUAUGAUUCAUGGUCCCCAGCCAUGACGGUUAGUUCCAUCUGUAUCAGCAUUCUCUCCAUGUUAUCGAGUUCCACGGUGAAGCAACGCCCAGCGGAUAACGAUCGAUACGUGAAGAACUGCAGGAACGGCAGAUCUCCCAAGGAGACGACAUGGUGGUUCCAUGAUGACAAGGUUUAAUGUAAUGACCUAACGAAUAUUAAUUAUGUAUAAAGAUUGAUUUGGAAUCAACUAUUUAAUCAAUGUUAACGGACAUGCCCCCACACCCCGCAACAUAUUUGGUUGCCAUUGCUUGGAAGUUGGAAUGCAUGUGUCGAGUCGAGUGAGGUGGGAUGCGAAUCAGGUUGCGUAGCUGCAACAACUGUGAAUACGGUCAGAUAUCAUGUCUGCAUCCUUGCUUUUACAAACAGUAAGCUCGUUGGUUGAUCGACGAGACUUGUGUCGUUUCGGUUAGAAGCGCUUUUGGCUAUUCUGAAAAUAGUCUCGAGUUAAACUGUUUUUUCAUACAACUGAUAGCGGGGUGGGGGCAAUUGCAUCUAGUGGUGGUAAAUCAACUAAUAACGGUUAUUAAUGGA